GUAGAAUUGCUGUAUUAUGUUGUCAAAAUACUGUUUAUUUGGUAUAUUAUUCCUGAAAUCUGAAAAUAUCUGCAUGCAAAACUAAGUCCCUUAUAUACAGUGGUUCUUCAAUCAAUAGAUUCAUUUGAACUCUAAAUGUUUAUUCUAGCUACAACCAAAAUUUAAGCACAGUUGAACGUAACAAAUUGUGAUAUUUUUUUAAAUAAACACUGAGAAAAUAUCAAGAGUUGAAGUAUUUGGAGAUCAAAAUAUAAAUAUUCUAAACUUUAGAUGAAAAUCAGGGAGAUUCAUUAUAACAUAGUAUCAUAUCUAAAUCAGAUGUGCAUGCAGUACCAAGAAAAUUGCAAGAAAAAUUUGCAAGAUGCACUUUUGCUUCAACUUGUACAAAUCUUAUUAAAAGUGUUUGCGAAGUGCAUUUUUGCACCAACCUGUACACACUUAUUAAAGUCUGCACUAAUCAGUUUUGUAUUAUCUACCUGCAUGACAUCUGAAACUAAAUAUAGGUCACUAGUAGGUGUAUAUACUGAUACAGAAACAUGGCGACUAUAGUUCCUAAAUACCCACUUGGAUCUGCUCAAGUGCACAUCCAAAUGUGUGAGAAACACGAUUUAAGAAUAGACAUGACAUGUGAAGACUGUGAUGAGUUUAUUUGCUCACAAUGUGCCAAAACAGACCACAAGGAUCACGACUGGAAAACUAUACCUGCAGCAGGAAGUCAAAGGAGAAAAGAGCUAAAUGAAUUUUUGAGUAAGAUUAAGGAGGAGGAUGUGAAAAAGAUGGAUGAGAAGAUAGAGAAGGCAGCAAAACAGAUGGAAGACAAUCAGAAAUGCUGUGAUUUUGAGGUCUCUAAGCUUCAGAAACAGUUUGAUGAGAUAGUGUCAAAACUUAUUAAAAUCAAGAUACAUUUGGAAACUGAAUUGAGGGAAGGUUUGGUAAGAAAAAAUGCUAAAGUAAGUGAGAAGAAAUUAGACUUAGAAAAGAAUUCUAAAAAAAUCAAGGAUUUUGUGAAGUUCCUGGAAGAUAAACACAGUAUUAUGUCUGACUAUAGUUUGAUAGAGAACCUCAGAGACUUGACCAACCUUGUAUCUAACACCGACGGUAAUAUAGAGAAAGGGGAUUACUCAUUGAUGUACAGAGAAGGGGGCAUCGGAGAAGAAUUACUGGAGUCCAUGAUGGGGCAUACGUUUGAUGUAGAUGACAUAACUGUUACUGAGACAGAUUCAUUUCAAUACGGAGAUAAAAGUAUAGUUGUUAUGGAGGCAAUCAAAAAAGAUACGUGUUUUGUUGGAGGUUUGAUUUCGGGUUACAUUGAAAAAGUGAAUAAAAGCAAUAAGAAGGAAAUAUACAUUAAUAUUAAUGUUAAUGAUGUAUGUGUCACAGAUGAGGGUGAUGUGUACGCCACUGAUUUUGAUAACGACUGCGUCCUCAGUCUGUCCCAGUCAGGCUCAGUCUCUACUGUGUUCAGGACAGCUCCGUUGGUGGCAGUAGGAAUCUGUCCAUCAACAAAAGGAGGACUGAUGGUCACAUUGGUGGAUGAUGAGUCAGAAAGAUAUCAACCAGACUCGAGCAGCCGACGUCUGGUCAGACACGUGACACUGACCGGUGACGUCAUCCGUGAGUACGAGUACCAGGAGGACGGUCAGACUAGGCUGUUCACUGUACCAAGGAGGGUCAGACAGAACAGUAACACUGAUAUCUGUGUGUUGAACAGGACAAACCAAUUUGCCGGUGAACUGGUGAUUUUAUCUAUAUCUGGAUAUCUGAAGUCUGUAUACCAGGGCAAAAACCAGGGCUUUCAGUUUAAUCCAAUUGAUGUGGUGUGUGAUUCACACUGUAACCUCAUUGUUAGUGACUGUUUUAACAGCCAGGUUCAUCUCGUUAGUCCUGAAGGGGAAUUCAUGAAGUACCUACUGACAGAGAAUGAAGUAACAAAGCCGUGCUCCAUGUCGUUGUAUAAAUCGGCAUUGUGGGUAGGCAACAAACAUGGGCUUGUCAAAGUGUUUCAGUACUACGAAACUUGGGAUUACAUUAAUUGAUAUAUGAUCCUAUAAUGAUGAUGUUUUAAAAUAAAUUUGGAGAGAAUGAAAUGCAUGUAAAUUUAUACAGUUGACUUACCAUUGUAAUACCAAUGCAACAACAAUAAGGAUGACACUUUCAGUAUAUGUAUAUAUUUCAUAUUUGCCACUGUUUUAGUAUCUUAGAUCCAUGUAGGACACUACUUAAGAUGUUAAUUUUAUUUGAAGCAUCAAUUUGUACUGUAACAUCAUUAUAAUACCCCACUGCAAACAAUGUUUAGGGAUAUAUAGAAAUCACCUUGUCCUUCUGUUGGUCUGUCUGUCCAUCUGUGUUAUCGUGUACAGUCCAUAUCUAUCUUUUGGAGAGACAUUGGAAGUUCAUACUUCACACAAAAAUUUGGUUAUGACCUGAGGAUGUUGUCAUGAUUUUGUCUCAAAAUCAUUUGGGCAAGGUCAAGGUCACUGGAAGAAAAAUCUUAUAAUUUGUGUCCAGUCUAUUUUUUUUCUUAUGGUGAAAUAUUGGAAGUUCUUAUUUCACACAAAAAUUGCUUAUGAUCUGAGGGUGUAUAAUGUUUUGUUCCAAGGUUAUUUUGGUAAGGUAAAGGCCAUUGUUCAAAAAUGGAUAAUUUCUGCCUAGGUCAUAUCUUGUGAUGAAAAUGAUUAGAAGCUAGAAUUUGACACAAAGAUUGGUUGUGACUUGUAAACAUGUCCUAGGCUUUAGCUUUAGUCAUUUGUGCAAGAUCACUAUAAGAAGGAAAAGUGCAUACAUAACUUUUUCAUUGAGAAAGACUUGAGUUAUAUUUUUGUUUAGUGGGAGGUACAUGUAUCAUUUGUGAGAUUUGCUCACAGUACCUCUAGUUUUGAUUCAUGCACAUUGCAAAAAAAAAACGAGGAAAUAAAAAAAAAAAAAAAAAAUUGAAGUUUAUCAUCAUGCACUUACAAUAAAGUGGUUACCGGUAUGUUUUAUGAUUUAUAAAAAAAACUUAAAUCUAUCUUUUUUAGAAUUUUAAUUUGCUAUGAUACAACAACAACCUUGUAAACUGUUCCAAUUUGUGACAAUCAAUGCAAUAAAAAAAUACCAUAAAGUUUUGUUUAUUAUUAUUACAUUAAGAUGGAAUAACACAUCAUCACAAAAUGGCUGACACUGAUCGAAAUGACAUUUCGUUUUAUUUAAUGGUAAUUAUGGAUUAAAACAUGUAACUUACUCCAUAGCCGAGUGGAUAAAGUGUCGGACUUGUGAUCCGUACACCCCAAGUUCGAAUCCCACAGGGGCAUUUGUUGUUAUUUACUACAUUGUAAAAUGAUUAUUUCAGAUAUUCAUUUUUUAUCCCCAAACUGCAAAUUUUUCGCUUAUUUGACAUUUGUACAGUUUAUUUAUCAUUAUAUCUUUCGUUAUCAAAAAUUUCCUGUUAAUUUAAGUGAAUUUUUCCAGGUGUGUUAUUCCACCUUAAAACUUGUUUAGUGCAUGGAUAUAGUGAAUUCUCAGAUUAAGGAAAGUUUUUUUGAGUCCCUGGUAAAAUUCUUAAUAAACGUUUACAAAAUUUUACGGUUAUAAUGAAUUUGGAUACAUGUAUAACAUUUACAGAUAUAGCGAACUGAUUUUGAGUCCCGUAGAGGUGAAUAAUUAGGAUAUUUAACACUUUUAUAACGAAUUUCU
Magallana angulata is the source of this 3672-nucleotide messenger RNA. RefSeq lists its product as uncharacterized. Gene Ontology annotation, molecular function: ubiquitin-protein transferase activity; zinc ion binding. Gene Ontology annotation, biological process: positive regulation of DNA-templated transcription. Gene Ontology annotation, cellular component: chromatin; nucleoplasm. NCBI's taxonomy places the organism in Eukaryota, Metazoa, Mollusca, Bivalvia, Ostreida, Ostreidae. The record is from RefSeq and is a predicted model, not a curated record. The transcript has a single exon. Bases 537 to 2036 code for a protein of 499 amino acids.